AUGGUAAAAUUUGAAGAAUUUUAGAAACUAACACCAAAGGAAAAGAAGAAGGCGAUGGCAGAAUUACAUGAUUUGCGUGGACCUACUUAUUAAAUUUUUAAAGAGAAGCCUGAAUCCAAAACACAACUUUGGAAUAUAUUCAGUCCCAAAAUAUUUUAUUUGAUUUAAUAUAUGGACCAUUUCUUAAGAUUCAUAAAUCCCCACGUCUUUUUGGGAUGUGUGCAGUUCUUGCAAUUACAAACAUCUAAAGAAAACGAAGCUCUUCUAGGCACAAGACUUUUUGAAAGACUAAGAAAAAUAGGUGUGCCAUAAGAAAAAAUUGAUUAAAUCAUGCAGCAAGACAAUUUAAAUGGGAAACUCUCCCAGGUUUCAGAAUUACUUAGACUGAGAUCAAGAGCACUUGUAGAUUACGUUCAAGAAAAUUUAUGGACUGUGGAAGAAGCCUACUAAGCUUUAAUAAUAUUAUUUGAUCAAGGAGAAUAUGAGAGAGCUACAGAGAUUGUUGAUAAUCUGUAUCCCUGUGUGGAAGCAACUGAGAAGUUAAAUCAUUUGAGAAACGGAUUCCUAUGGGCUAGAUUAAAUUGCAAAUUAAUUGGUCUUUUUAAGAACAACAACAACGCUACAGCCUGUAUCGAAGCAAUCAAAGACUUAUUAAAAUAGGAAGAUCAAAUAAAAUAUAAUUUCAAACAAAGAGCUGAUCUCUUACACGCUGGAGUUUUGGUUUGUUUUAUAUCUGACGAUACAAAUGCAUUCCUAGAACUCUUCUCAGGUGAUUAAUUCUUAGAGGUGGUUCACACCAUUGCUCCCUAUUUAUUAUAUUACUAUGCAGUGGCUUUGUUGAUAAAUUAAUAGUUUGUUGGUAAUACUAGUCUCGCCUAAAUUGGUGCCAAUGCUAGUAAGUCAGUUAUGCAUUUUCAUUUAUUGAAUUAUGUUGAGGAAAUUAUUGUUAAAUUUCAAUUCGACAAUGCAAUCAAGAUGGUGAAUGAUAUUGCAACUGAAAUCGAUAAAGACUUUAUUGUGAAAUCCAAAAAGGCCAUCAUCAUUAAUGCAUGCAAACUGUAUUUCUUUUCAACUUACAUCAAAAUCUUAAAUGGAGUAUAAAUUAAGCAAUUUUCGAAUUAUUUAUAACUAAAUGAAGAAGAAACUGAAUCAUGGUUGGUUAAUGCCAUUAGAACCUUAAAUAUUAAUGCCAAAAUAGAUGGGGAUAAAAUAAUUGUGUAAAAAUAAGAUAAUAAUGCAUAGAACACACAAUUAUUAAAAUAAUUAAGAGACUUACAACCAAAAUCGAAUAUGUUAAUAUCAAACCUUUAAAGGAUUAUUAACAUUAAGUGAAUCAUGUAAAGUAUAGUAAUCAAUAACAUAAUAUAGUU
This is a messenger RNA of Paramecium tetraurelia, 1370 nucleotides long. RefSeq lists its product as uncharacterized. The transcript has 5 exons. Gene Ontology annotation, cellular component: nucleus; eukaryotic translation initiation factor 3 complex; cytoplasm. Gene Ontology annotation, molecular function: translation initiation factor activity. Lineage: Eukaryota; Ciliophora; Oligohymenophorea; Peniculida; Parameciidae. Gene Ontology annotation, biological process: translational initiation. The record is from RefSeq and is a predicted model, not a curated record.